Messenger RNA from Adineta ricciae, 525 nucleotides. NCBI's taxonomy places the organism in Eukaryota, Metazoa, Rotifera, Eurotatoria, Adinetida, Adinetidae. The record is from the annotation of a GenBank genome assembly.
AUGACUUCGAACACGACAUCAACACAUUGCAUGAAAUUGCAAGUCCAAUACGGUUCGGAUUUUUACGAACUUUUAUUAACAAGUAAAGAGAAAAAGAUUUGCAUAGAACAAGUUCUUGAAGAAAUUGAAAAACGACUCAAAGUACCGAAAUGUCAUCAAAUCUUAAUGUACAAAGGACAACGUUUGGAUCAGAAAGCGAAAACAAAUCUCGAUGAGCUCUACAUCUUUAAUAAUAGUAAAAUCAUUCUAGCACGAACACCAAAACAACUUCUUGAUGAGGAAAGUUCAUCAGUCCAAUCACCCAAAGAAAAGAAAAUCAUCGAUACAAACAAAGAAGACAAUCAGAAUGUGGAACAUUCGGUAAAUCAACAACAGUCAGUGCCAACAAAGCAAGAAAUGCGUUCACAUCCGAUCGGUUUCAUUCCCGAACCAAACAAAACUUAUGAAUACUACACAGUUCCAUAUCGCACUGAUCCAACAACUCUCUUACAAAAUAUGUCAUUAUCAACAUCAACUUCGACAUAG